UUUGCAAUGCUCAACAGAAAAUACGAUUUGAGCGCAAGCUGAUUCCAGAGGUCAUUUGGGAUACGCCUAGACAGACCUCGGGAAUCAGGUAAUUACAGGUGGAAUAUGCAAAAAUCGCUCUGCCAUUUAAUUGAAUGAUGUUCUUAUAAUUCGCCUAAUUUUACCAAAAAUGUUGUAUAUUCAGCUGUUUGAAGCCGAAAGUAAAAGAAGCAAAAAGGAAAUGUAAGUAAGGGAAGUAUAGGAAUAGCACCCAUAGAACAUAUCUACUGCUUCUUAGACUUCCUUUCAUUGAGAAUUACAGUUCUAUAACUAAUAUUUCUAUGUGGAUUUUGUCCGGGUAAACUAAAAAAGUUACAUAUUGCAGUUUUAAACGUGGUAUUUUACAUAUUCCUCACUGUUUGUUUGAUGUACACAUGAUGUGAGUAUAUAAACAUUCAGCCCUAGUACCUUUACUCCGAGGGACCUGGUCAUUUACAGAGGUAGACUUCUCUGUUAGCCAAAACAGCCAAAAACUCCAUGUAAACAUGAAUUGAUUCUCAAUUGCAAUUAGGUUCUACAAACAUCAAGCCCUUUUUCUUUCAUAUCAAAUUAAAAGAAUUCAUGAAUUUAAAAAAUGCAAAAUAUACACUCACUGUAUUCUGUUUUAAUGGCUUUAUCACAGUUGCAGGCAACAUUAUUUUUCAGUGACAACACGUUUCUGGCGGCCUUCUUCAAUUAUGAGCAUGCUACAAAAAUAUAACGCAACAUGUAAAGUGCUGGUCCCAUGUUUCAUAAGCUGAAAUAAAAGAUCCCAUACAUUUUCCAUAUGCACAAAAAGCUUAUUUCCGGUCCGGACCAAAAAUCAAUGUCCGUGGAUGUGGAAAUCAAGGCCGUUCUGGACUCCACCAAAACAAAGAUGUCCAAAAGGCGUCAGCGUCGGUCCAUGCUUACUGAGAUGCCUAGAGUGUUGCCUGAAAUUGAAUUGUAUGAUCGCCCAUCUAUAUGGCUACAUAAAAGGCCACAUACUAUUUCUGCCAGAUCCUAUGUGCUACAGGAUUUAUGUUAUGUACAUUUUUUGGACAAAACGUUGGUGGAGUUGCAGCGAUGAGUCUCUCCAACAUCACCCUAGAGAGGAGCACUGGGAAUGGACAAGCAAAAUAUUAUCCAUUCCUGCUUUUGACAAAGUGGGCCCUGCAUAUCACAGGGCGGUAUCAGCUCUCACCUAAAAAGCCCAUAUGCCACUGUGUUGCAGGAGGUUCGCGCCAGCAUGUCUGUGUCUGUGAUCAUUAAAUGGGGUGGACAGGAGUACUCCAUCAGGACACUCUCCGAAGAGGACACUGUGCUGGACCUCAAGCAGUCCAUCAAGUCCCUGACAGGGGUUCUCCCAGAGAGGCAGAAACUCCUAGGAUUAAAGGUCAAAGGCAAACCAGCAGAGGACCAAGUGAAGCUUGGUUCACUGAAGCUGAAACCCAAUACCAAGAUCAUGAUGAUGGGCAGCAGGGAGGAGAGUCUGGAAGAUGUUUUAGCACCUCCCCCGGAGAAUGAUGACGUUGUCAAUGACUUUGACAUUGAAGAAGAGGUGAUUGAAGUACAGAACAGAGAGGAGAACUUGGCCAAGAUAGCCCGCCGUGUGAAAGACUACAAAGUGGAGGGGAUGAACCCACCCAGGGUAGGAAAGAGUCUGUUGGUACUAGAUGUGGACUACACGUUGUUUGAUCACAAGUCAUGUGCCGAGACGGGACAGGAGCUCAUGAGGCCUUUUCUCCAUGAGUUCCUGACCUCGGCGUAUGAGGACUAUGACAUCGUCAUCUGGUCUGCCACGAGUAUGAAGUGGAUUGAUGCUAAAAUGAAAGAGCUGGGAGUGACAGACAACCCUAACUACAAGAUCACCUUCAUGCUGGACAGUGCAGCCAUGAUCACCGUGCACACGCCUAAGAGGGGUGUAGUGGAGGUGAAGCCUCUCGGGGUGAUAUGGGGAAAGUACAGUGAGUUCUACAACAAGAGGAACACCAUCAUGUUUGACGACAUUGGCAGAAAUUUCCUAAUGAACCCACAGAACGGACUGAAGAUCCGUCCAUUCAUGAAAGCGCACUUAAACCGUGAGAAAGACAAAGAGCUCUUCAAACUCUCCCAGUAUCUUAAAGAGAUUGCCAAACUGGAGGACUUCUCAGGUCUCAACCAUAAGCACUGGGAGAGGUAUCGUGCAAAGAAACAAAGCCAGUGAGAGCAAUGUUGUGGAUGUGUGAAGGGAUGGUCAUUCCUCAACCAGGAACAGUGCUGGACACUCAAGCCCUCACAAAACUACUACUGCCUGUUUCUGACUGGGAGCUGUUUCCUAUUGUUUGGCUUUUUUAAAAACUUCUGUUCUUCCCUCAUCUAUGUCUUUCUCUGUUGACUUCAGUCUGGGAGACAGUAAAUACUAUACACCCAUCAGUACUCAGUUUACAUGCAAUGGUUUUUGUUAGGUUUCACCCAAUCGUUCUUUCAGAUUAGUGACUGUCAUCUGUAGCUAUGACACUUAACCUCAGAGUUAUACGAACAUGAGUUUGUUCUGUACUGAUAGUGUUCUUUAUUCUCUUUCUCUCCUCUCCCCCUGGCUCUCUCCUCUUCCCCCUGCGGCUCUCUCCUCUUUCCCCCCUGCGGCUCUCUCCUCUUUCCCCCCUGCGGCUCUCUCCUCUUUCCCCCUGCGGCUCUCUCCUCUUUUCCCCCUGCGGCUCUCUCCUCUUUCCCCCCUGCGGCUCUCUUCUGGCUCUCUCCUCUUUCCCCCCUGCGGCUCUCUCCUCUAUGACACCACCAUACCAAGUAGAUGUAGUGAAGCUGGCACAGUCACUGAGUGAAGCUGGCACAGUCACUGAGUUACUGAGUGCACGGUUUGACACUGAGGUGUAUUAGGCCUUUAUUAGGAGUGUGACGUCCAUAUGCUGCUGGUCACAGAGGUCAUUUCAGAAGGAGACAGGUGAUGACAUCCAUCAGGCAGUCUUUAGUUUUUCCUCAUUGUCUGUUGACCUCAGCUAUGCCUGGAAACCAAAUAUAUCUCUGCACCUGGUUACACUGUAUGUUUUUAUAUUACUCAUUUGACACAACUCCGAUUUGAACUGAACAUUUAUUUCAUAUUCUCAGGCAAUUGUUAGGUCCACUGAACCAAACAAUAGUUGUUGUAGUGAAGUGACUGAAAAUAAAUGGGGGAAAGGCACUUCGUUUUUUGUGUGUGGGGGGGCAAUUAAAGGCAUUGUUUGGCAGACUCAGCCUAAGCGCUAGACACUAAAGUCAGAUCAGAGUUCUCCGGUUUUAUGAGGUUUAUUUGUAAAUAGAAUUGUAUAUUUUCAGUUGGAAGAAGGGAUAUGGUUCAGAGCAUCGAGUCAGACAGCUUUUUAUCCCUUACUAGUUUUCUCUUUAAAAGGAACAGCAAUUCAGUAUUUGCUUCCAUUUUGCUUUAUCCAUUGGCAGUAACACUAGAGCGUUCAUUCUCUCACGUCAUCUUGCAAAGUUAUGCAAUAAGCUGAAGAUCAACUGCUAUCAGAGGAAAUUAAAUACAUGUCGGGGUUUACAUAUUAUUUAAACUAUCUGUUUUGGAUUGUCAAAUAUUUAUUUUAUACAGACUUCCUUAUAACUUUUGUUUUCUUGGAAACAAUGUUUUGUUACCUUCUUCUCGGGUAUCAAAGGUGAAUGUAUAUAUAUAUAUAUAUAUAUAUAUAUAUAUAUAUGCUUUCAGUUGUUAAAUGAAGGUACUAUCAUUUAUUUAACUAGACAUGUCAGUUAAGAACAAAUUGUUAUUUACAAUGACAUUUAACAAGCUGUGUGUAUCUAGCCUUGCAUCCCAGACACACGUGGAUGACUGACAAUAGUAAAUCAUGUCUGUUGUUUUAAGCAGCAGCACUUAGAACAUGUUUUUAAUUGUUGAAUGUUAAAACGUACAACCCACCUGCAGUGAAGCCGCUCAACAUUUACAUUACAUUGUCAUCUAACAGACUCAACCUAUUAUUGCUUUAGUUGUCAGUUUUGUCAUAUCGUUACCUCUGUUUUCUUCACAAUAACUUGGCUUCCUCAUCUUUUACACAACAGGACACAACUAAUGUGGUGAUUUAUGUCAGACUACAUGAACAUGUUUUAACAAGUGGAUACUGCUGUGAACAUAUCCCAACUGUAAAUUAAAUAUUUUCUACAAAAGCUC
Oncorhynchus tshawytscha (Chinook salmon) is the source of this 4150-nucleotide messenger RNA. RefSeq names its product ubiquitin-like domain-containing CTD phosphatase 1. The record is from RefSeq and is a predicted model, not a curated record. Gene Ontology annotation, cellular component: nucleus. Bases 1247 to 2203 code for a protein of 318 amino acids. Gene Ontology annotation, molecular function: protein serine/threonine phosphatase activity; protein binding. The transcript has 12 exons. Gene Ontology annotation, biological process: protein dephosphorylation. Lineage: Eukaryota; Metazoa; Chordata; Actinopteri; Salmoniformes; Salmonidae.